GCUCCGAUCGAGAUUCAAAUCCUACCAAACGCCGCCACGUGGGAACAGCAUAUAACCAUGUUGUCGACCGACCUUGAGGUUGACUUGGACACUAUCCUUAAGAAAUCUCAGGAAAAAUCAUGGAAUACCCUCCUUCAGGACGAGCUCAAUCUCCUCGUUACUGCAUUUCUUCCUUCUCAACCUCUUACUAUCCGAUCCAAAGCAUAUAUAGGCGUCUCUGCCUUUUGUCAGCGUCUUCGCGAGACCUCGGGGAAGCCUGACGAGGCCACAGAUGCUAUUGCUCGAGCACUAGGCCCUGCUAUUAUAUCCAGACUAGCAGAAACAGAUGAACAGAAUGUCAUCUCUGGCCUUACCUUCUUGACUGCGUUGUUCCAAGUUGACUGGCAGGCCGCCUCAGCCAUCUUUACCCAAGAUGGAGCCAUAGAAUCCGUCUUCGAUGGCGCGGAUCUCUUUCCCAAGUCUUCAGAUAUUUCAAUUGCCCUUGCUCAACUACUGGGUCAGGCGGUGGGACAUAAGACAUGUCGUGUCGCCGUCCCUCCCCAAUAUAUCGAAUGGUUGGAGUCGAAGUCCCGUCAAAAUGCAGAUGCUGCGACGCGAGCCGCGGCGGCUGUCGCACUCAUAAAGCUUUCUCGAGGGUCGGAAUCAGAUGCCUCUGAGAUCGGCGGGUCGGAAGGCCCAUCAUCGUCGAGCAGUAGCGACGAACUCAUGAAACUCAUGAAGGGACUCGUCGUUGAGGGCCUGAAUAUCAGCUCAUUAUCGGAUGCUGUCGAGGGACUUGCAUAUCUGAGCGUAGAUCCGAAAUUCAAGGAGCAGCUCUCAUCUGAUGUCACAUUUCUUUCACGUCUGUUCAGUCUAAUACCCCAUAAGCCUUCCGCAUCUACCGACACACCGGAGGCAGGGAUGUCACCCAUAUAUGGCACUGUCCUAAUCAUCUCAAAUCUAUGCGCCUAUAGACCCAAGCUAUCCCAAGAAGAAGCUCAAAUUGCGAAGUUGAGACGCAUGGCUAAAGUACCUGGGAAAGGCCAACCUGAAGAGGAUCCUGAAGUCAGUAAACUGGAAGAUGAGGAACAUGUUCAGGAGCGAGGGCGACGGUUGAUCGAAGCUGGAGUUCUGGGUGCAUUAUCGGCAGCGGUCAAAGCGACGGACAGUCGCGCAGUACGGUUGCUUGUUGGGAAGGCUCUCCUUAGUCUAGUGGAGGACAAGGAGAACCGAGGCAAAGUUCUGCAGUCGGGGGGAGCAAAGGCUUUAAUGACCAUCAUACAUGGAGUGCUCCCUUCGCCUACCAGCUCUACGCAACCGCACAAUUUAUCACCCUUGCAUACUUUAGACCUCGAGCCGAUACAAGCGCUGGCUAAACUUGCCAUCACCGCCUCACCAGUGCAGGUCUUUGGUCCCAACGAGGGUGCUCUGUACGACGCGAUCCGUCCGUUCGCUCUCAUGCUGGUGCAUCCGACAUCCAAUCUUCUGCAACAAUUUGAGGCAAUCAUGGCGCUUACCAAUCUGUCGUCCUCAAGUCCUGAAGCUGCUGAUCGGAUAGCCAAGGCAGAAGGAUUAAUGAACAAAGUGGAGCUUCUCAUGCUGGAGAAUCACACGCUCAUCCGCAGGGCUUCCACGGAGCUUAUAUGUAAUAUCGUCGCUGGUAGUGAAGAGGUGUUCAACAGGUAUGGAGGGGAGAGGAACGCGAGUGCAAAGUCUAAGCUACAAGUCUUGGUCGCGCUUUGCGAUCUCGAUGACUUACCAACACGGCUCGCUGCGUCCGGAGCCUUGGCGACUUUGACUGCAGCUCCAGAAGCAUGCCAGUCCCUUUUGGAAUUGCAGACCGAACGACAUCACGUAUUGCCAAUUUUCGCGCAACUUGUAGACCCUACUAUCGUGCCACUGCCAGAUGAAUCGGGCAACGAGGAUGUUGUGGAAGAAAUCAGAAGUCCUACUCAAGGUGAUCCAGGACUUGUUCAUCGAGGAGUUGUCUGUAUACGAAACUUUGUUGUGGGAGUGGAAGAUUCGGCUGCGCGAAAAGAGCUGGCUUUGGAAGCGCAGCGGCUGGGUUUGGUACAAGCCUUGGCGCGUGUGUUCAAGGAUAACUCUGCGGACCGCAGUGCACCUGUGCUCAGAUCAGCUGCCGAGGCUCUGAAGUGCAUGAUGGAGUGCGGUGUGUCCAUAACAGCUUGACAAAUUUAGACUAGGGGGAUGAUGGAUUGGACGGCAGUAAGAAAUAUUCGAAAUUUGCAUAUACUCACAACAGUGGCGAAUGUUCGUAUAGCUUAAUGGUUGUAAAAUGAAUAUAGAAGUAUAACCCUG
Molecule: messenger RNA, 2298 nt
Organism: Somion occarium
Lineage: Eukaryota; Fungi; Basidiomycota; Agaricomycetes; Polyporales; Cerrenaceae
Source: the annotation of a GenBank genome assembly